Messenger RNA from Nezara viridula (southern green stink bug), 471 nucleotides. The record is from the annotation of a GenBank genome assembly. Lineage: Eukaryota; Metazoa; Arthropoda; Insecta; Hemiptera; Pentatomidae.
AUGGUUUUUAAAGGGCACAAUAAAUCAGAAGAUACUUUUAACAGCGCACCCAAUGUCCACAUCACCAAGUUCCUGAGCAAGCCUAGAUCUGGAAAUUCACAAUACGUAGUCUCAACCAACUCUUCAACUGCCGGUACCGACGUCAAGAUCACAGAACAGGAUGUAUUGGAAGAAUUCAAACGUAUCUAUAGCACACUGGAGAUUCUGAAAGAUAAAAAUAUGAGACAUGGUAAUUCCCAUCUUGGUGCAAAGAUUAAUGCAAUGCAGGAAGCUGGUCGUCUGGAAACUACACUAGAAGCAGAUGAGAAGCAAGAAAAUAGUGACUCAAAUGAAGAUGUAGGUGGACGUCAGUUGAUUAGCGAACCAAUUCGGCAAGCUGCUCGUACAGACCGACCUGAAACUGCUGGAAAGAUAUCAGUACUGUUUGACAUGGAAGACAAAAGUAGAUUUACUGAAGAGGUGACUGUGUAA